AUGCAGGAGCCCUUGCUGGGAGCCGAGGGCCGGGACUACGACACCUUCCCGGAGGAGCCGCCCCCGUCCCGGUCCCCGUCGCCGGGGGAGAGUACGCGGGUCGGCCCUACCACCACCAGAGCCCUACAGAACAAGAGGGUGUUCCUGGCUACCUUCGCUGCUGUGCUGGGCAAUUUCAGCUUCGGCUAUGCCCUGGUCUACACGUCCCCUGUGAUCCCGGCCCUGGAGCGCUCCUUGGAUCCAAACCUGAGUCUGACCAAAACCCAGGCAUCCUGGUUCGGGUCCGUGUUCACCUUGGGUGCUGCAGCUGGGGGCCUCAGUGCCAUGGUUCUCAACGACCUCCUGGGCCGGAAGCUGAGCAUCAUGUUCUCGGCCGUACCCUCGGCAGCCGGCUAUGCGCUCAUGGCAGGUGCCCGCGGACUCUGGAUGCUGCUGCUGGGGAGGACACUGACAGGCUUCGCUGGGGGGCUCACAGCUGCCUGCAUCCCGGUGUACGUGUCUGAGAUUGCUCUCCCAGGUGUUCGUGGGGCUCUGGGGGCCACCCCCCAGCUCAUGGCAGUGUUCGGAUCGCUGUCUCUCUAUGCCCUUGGCCUCCUGCUGCCGUGGCGCUGGCUGGCUGUGGCCGGGGAGGGGCCUGUGGUCAUCAUGAUCCUGCUGCUCAGCUUCAUGCCCAACUCGCCACGCUUCCUACUGUCACGGGGCCGGGACGCGGAGGCCCUGCAGGCGCUGGCCUGGCUGCGUGGGGCCAAUGCCGACAUCCGCUGGGAGUUCCAACAAAUCAAGGACAACGUCCAGAGACAGAGCAGCCGCAUGUCGUGGGCCGAGGCUCGGGACCCCCACAUGUACCGCCCCAUCGCCAUUUCCGUGCUCAUGCGCUUCCUGCAGCAGCUGACCGGCAUCACGCCCAUCCUUGUCUACCUGCAGCCCAUCUUCAAUAGCACCGCUGUCCUGCUGCCCCCUGAGGAUGACGCAGCCAUUGUGGGGGCCAUGAGACUCUUGUCCGUGCUGAUCGCAGCUCUCACCAUGGACCUGGCUGGCCGCAAGGUUCUGCUCUUCGUCUCAGCUUCCAUCAUGUUUGCUGCCAACCUGACACUGGGGCUGUAUGUCCACUUCACUCCCAAGCCUCUGACCCCCAAUAGCACCAUGGGCCUCGAGAGUGUGCCAUUGGGGGGCACAGAGCAGCCCCUGGCCACACCCACCAACUACCUCACCUUGGUGCCCUUGCUGGCCACCAUGCUCUUCAUCAUGGGCUACGCCAUGGGCUGGGGGCCCAUCACCUGGCUCCUCAUGUCUGAGAUCCUGCCCCUGCGGGCGCGUGGCGUGGCCUCGGGGCUCUGCGUGCUGGUCAGCUGGCUCACGGCCUUCGCCCUCACCAAGUCCUUCCUGCUGGUGGUGAACGCCUUCGGCCUCCAGGUGCCUUUCUUCUUCUUUGCUGCCAUCUGCUUGCUGAACCUGGUGUUCACUGGCUGCUGUGUGCCGGAGACAAAGGGCCGCUCGCUGGAGCAGAUCGAGUCCUUCUUCCGGACCGGGAGGAGGUCCUUCCUGCACUAGGUCAGGGUCCCUCUGGAAGGGGCCAAACCACUGGCAGCCAGGCCUUUGUGUUGGACACUAACCUGCACCAGGAGUCCAGCAAGCAGGAGCAACCUGCCACCAGCCACAUAGCACCGGCCAGAAGCACGACAGGCCCCCAGAGCGCACUUUCCAGCACCAGACAGCCAGCAGCACCAUCCAGCCUUGGCCUCAGUUCAGGCAGCCUGUGGUGCUGCUCACAUAUCAGCCAGGACAGACCCAAAGAGGAGGUAGCCAUGAACCACAGGGGGCAAGGCCACACUGGGCAACCUCAGGCCUAAGUGCUUCCUCAUACAUGUUGGAUGCCUCUCACAGAGGACUGUGAUGAGGACAGAUGGCUGGAGGCAGAGGAGUGGCUCCAGUCACUUGACCGCCAUCCAGCACAUUGGCUAUGGGAAGGCAGAAAUCUGCACCUGAGGGCUGCAGACACCACGGGCAAUGUCCCAGACUCCCACAGGCUGGGCUCUGGACCCAGCACAAACACUAACUCCUGCACCAGCUCGACAUCUGGGAACAGGAGGCUCCAUUGCUCCUGGAUACAAACGGUGUACCCCCUAUUUAUAAAAAUAAACUGGGCUGUGACCCUCCAGAGGAAGGAGUUCUGGUAGGUGAGCCCCCCUAAUGGCCAGGCUAGACCCACAUUUUUAACCAUGGUUGCCAGGGCCUGCUGUCCCAGGUGGACACCCUUAUUGCCACCCUGACCUAUCCCCAGUGAGGCAGAGGCUCAAGGCAGCCUGUGAGGGCAGCCUGGCAAUGGAGUCAGCCCUGCCCACUCUUCCUAGCUGUGGGACCUCAGGCAAGAGGCUGGCGGCACA
Molecule: messenger RNA, 2384 nt
Organism: Miniopterus natalensis
Lineage: Eukaryota; Metazoa; Chordata; Mammalia; Chiroptera; Miniopteridae
Source: RefSeq, a predicted model, not a curated record